AUUUGGUUAAAGGUGAAAUGGCGUCUCCGAAUUUAUUUAAAAUGACUGAGAGUGAGUAUAGUUCAUUCGUCACUCAGAGAUAUCUAAGUGAGCUAAUUGGAGUCAUUCUUGGUGACUUUAAGAUGCUACUAUCUAUUUUGAUAUUGCUAUCUCUUUCAGGGUUUUUAUGUUAUCAAGCUUGGAAAAUGAAUAUUGAUGACUUUACUUACGAUGAACUACCUGAGAGUGCAAUGGUUGAAGAGGAUAGUAACAAGGAUAAUAUUGAAAUGAAGGAUAUUUAAGAUAAAAGAGUUCAAUCUAGGCAAUCAAAAAGG
This is a messenger RNA of Moneuplotes crassus, 314 nucleotides long. The record is from the annotation of a GenBank genome assembly. NCBI's taxonomy places the organism in Eukaryota, Ciliophora, Spirotrichea, Euplotida, Euplotidae.